Penaeus chinensis is the source of this 1755-nucleotide messenger RNA. RefSeq lists its product as uncharacterized. The record is from RefSeq and is a predicted model, not a curated record. Bases 339 to 1442 code for a protein of 367 amino acids. The transcript is spliced from 3 exons. NCBI's taxonomy places the organism in Eukaryota, Metazoa, Arthropoda, Malacostraca, Decapoda, Penaeidae.
UGUUAGCACAUAGAGCUGGGUACGCAGUCGGUCGUCACUCGCUUGUGCUGCAGCUGGAGGCUUUGCUUGGAGACCAAAAAAAAACGAGAAAAGUCUUUAUUAAUUUGAAACAGUAAAGAAGUUGAAAUAGACCCUCCUGUGGCAUCGCUUCUCUGCAGGCGUCCAGAGACCAGGAUGGACAAUGAAACAAAGUGGUUAUGGAAGACGACGCAGACGGAGGCAUUCUACGCGACAUACACCAUCAGUUACCGGCUCACCCUUGCCACCCGUGAACCCUUGCUGGAGGAACACCUUCUCCAGGCCCUCACCCAUCUCUUCAGGUUGUUUCAAAUACCUCAAUGGAAGAUAUUCGCGAUAGUCUGCAGGCCUACCGCUACGACUUGAUGAAAGGUCCUCUGUGGUGCGUGAAGCUCCUCUCAGAGCCGCCUUCCUCUCCAGUAGUUCCAGAGGGGGUUGACACAACAAAGUUUCGUCACGUGUACACAGUGUUCCUGGGUCUUCACCAUGGCAUCACUGAUGGUAACUCCAACAUGAGGAUUUGUGGUUUUCUGGUUCAGAUUCUUGAAGCCGUACUAGGAAGGAAGGAUAUCGAUGACGCGGAACAAUUCGGCGUCUAUGUUUCUGACGAGAGAACACAGCGGCUGCUGAAGGAGUACGUGGCCUCCCUGGAGGCCGACCCUGAACUCAGGCGCAAAGUGGUGGACGAGAUUCAAUCUCGCUACGGAAAAUGUUCAUUGAUUAAAUCGACUUUCAAGGGAGUAGGAGAGAAAGUGCCUAGGACGGGGGUGUUGGAAAUGAACUUAGAUACUGAUUCCACGGUCGCCUUCAUCAAACGUUGUCGAGCCGAAGGCGUCACCGUCAACUCGGCUUUUAUAGCUGCUACUAGCGUCUCAGUUGUCGACCUCCUGGUGGACGGAGGCCUUGAGCAGGACACGUACGAUAUUCGCAGCGACCAUGUCCUUAACGCCCGCCGGUACUGGAGCGGCGAUACGUCUCAGUACCUCGGGUGUCACCUCCUCCCUCUUUUGCCCGUGGUCGCUAAAACGCCGCGAAAUAUCACAGGAAAAUUCUGGGAGUUUGCAAGAUCCGUCCACCAGGAACUUCAGAAGAAGUUCAACGAAGGCGGACCUCUCCUUGAAGAAGCAGGGAGGCAUUUCAUGUCCGCAAACACAGACUUUGAUCCCACUUUCGAGUACGAGUUCUGUGUGACCAACAUGGGCAACGUGACGAGUCUGAUGACGGAGGGCGGCGACAACGUCCAGGCUCUUCACGUCAUUAGAACUGUAGCUAUGAAUACUGUUCCCUGCACCUGGAGUAUCCUGCUCCACACCUUCCGCAGUCGGCUGAUCCUUGCUCUCACGUACAACACGUCCAACGUCAAUUCUGAAAUGGCAAAGAAAUUCUGUGAUGGGAUCUUCUACCGCAUUAAGGAAGCAUUGUGAAAAAAGGACACGAGAUGAAUUUUUUGUGAAACAAUGUGUUUUCCCAGAUCAUUCACAUUAGCUGUUAAUUGUCAAUAUGCUUUUUCAUACUCACACAUAUGUUUUUGUGUGUGCAUAUAUAUAUAUAUAUAUAUAUAUAUAUGUAUAUCAUUCUGCUUACAUUAUCUUUAAAUGUUUCUAUUAUCAAGAGUCGCGUAACAUUUGAUUUGUGUUUUUUUAUGAACGAUGGUUAUAAACAGCCUUAUUUUAAUUAUUGAUAAUGGGGCAAGGGUAUGCCUACCUAAAGUCUAAUAUCAAUAAAGAUAUUCCCAUU